GAAGCGCUUUUCAGUAUCCGGAAGGAGGCAAGAUGGCGGCUGUAAGACCGGGACUGGAGUGAGCAGAAAACCUUCCUUCUGGAAACGGCCUUCCCUUUUCUAGACCAAGGGCUGAUCCCUGGGCCAUCAGCCAAAAAGGUUCAUUCAUGCAUCAAGAGCCGCGUCUUCCCCUUUGCCAAUAAAUAAUUUUUUGAGAAGACGGACGAGCCGCAAUGACUCAGCCACCGAGACACCACGAGAAUGGGGCCUGUUCCUGCCACCCCUCCCCUGUGCAGAGUGUUCACCAGACUCUGGAUGAGAUGGAUUUUGAGAGAGGGAUCUGGAAUCCUGCAUUGAAUGGAGACCUAGAAGGGGUCAAGAGACACAUCCUGAGCCGUGGGAAACCUAAUGAGCCAGACCCUUUUGGAUACACAGCUUUGCACUAUGCCAGUCGCAAUGGGCAUUAUGACAUAUGCCAUUUCCUCCUGGCCCAUGGAGCCUCCUGCAAUGUCCGCACCCAUGGCGGGGCCACCCCCCUCCAUCGAGCAGCUUACUGUGGCCACACCGCAAUAGCCAAGCUGCUGCUGGGCCACGGAGCUGAUCCAGCUGCCAUGGAUGACGAUGGGAAGACCAGCCUCCAUAAGGUAAGUGAGGAACGGCCUGAAGAGAAAGUUGGCUGUUUUGCAGCACGCACAAGAGGGACAGCCUGGGAGCCUGAACGUUGGCGCUCUGGUCCGGCUGCGCCCUGGUGGGAAUCGGUGGAAAGAGAGAAGCAGAAAGCGGAAGACGAGAAGAAGAAGAAGCUUGAGGCCCUCAAUAAUGCCAGGUUGAAGAUAGACACCCUGGAAGACUUGGCGGCCAUUGUCAAGCAUCACAAGCAGAAGAAGAAAAAGUGUAAGAAAGUGGUCCUCCCCAAACCGCAGGAGCCGGAAAUUAUUAUAGAAUCGGUGGAGCCAGAGCAGUUUCUUGAUGCCGCACUGGAGAACCGGAUUCUUGUUAUCGAUAAAUAUCUGGCCGAUGGCGGGGACCCCAAUAUCCAUGACAAGUUCAAAUGCACAGCCCUGCAUCGAGCCUGUUUGCGGGGACACAAAGAGAUCGUGGACAAGUUGCUGGAAGCAGGGGCCAAAGUCGAGCCAAGAGACAUGCUUGAGGCAACCCCCUUGUUCUGGGCCUGCCGCGGGGGACAUCUGGAAAUCCUCAAGGCACUGAUCAGCCGUGGAGCCAAGAUUUCUACCCGGGACAAGCUAUGGAGCACACCCCUGCAUGUGGCGGUCCGUACCGGCCACUCUGACUGCGCUGAGCAUCUCAUUGCCUGUGGAGCGAAAAUCAACGCCCAGGAUAAGGAAGGAGAUACACCCAUUCACGAUGCGGUCAGACUAGGACGAUUCCAGGCGGUAAAGACCUUGUUGAUGUACGGGGCAAAUCUUAACAUCCAGAAUGAGGAGGCAGUCACUCCCGUAGAUCUGGUGAAAGACUGGCAGACGGGGAUACGGGAGACGCUUCAAAUGUGCGCCAACCGGCAGCAAGGCCUAACCAGGAGCUGCUGAAUGUGUGUGGUGGUGGUGGGGGGCUACCUUGAAUAAUUGGGUGUUGACUCUAUAAGCUGGCAGCCCCCCUUUUUUCCCACUCCACUACCCUGCGACCAACUCACCAUCCUUGUCCCUCUUUUGCACCAAACUCUGCAUGUCUGCCUUUCCUCUUCAGCAACAAAAAUUGUGGGGAGGGGUUUCUUGCAUCCCCAGCUGAUACGGGGGGAGUCAGAUGGGCUCUAAGGACCUCCUGCAGCUUUUUCUCUCUCAAGAGACUUUUUGUGAGCAAAGCUGGUCAGGGGACGGGCCUUUGCAUGCCUGCAUUCCUCCAGACUACCUACAGAGGGCAGCCUGGUGGGGCUUUGAGCAAGGCAAGUCUCCAAGCAGCUCUGCCUUCCAGCCUCCAAACUCCAGGGAGUUUAAGCAUCCCAGGAGCCUGGGGGCUGCAAGGAGAAAGGCCAGAGAUGAGGAUAUGUGAGGCUCCCCUGGCCAACUCCAGAUGGCCAAAACGGGCUGGAUCCAAGGAGCUAGCAGUGAGGGAUGUCAGUUUUAAGGGAACUAGCCAAUGGCAGAGAGCCAGGUCCUGCAGCUGGCUCUCUGCUCCAAGGGUCAGUCCCACUGGCCCAGCUGCUCCCUGGAUCUGUGGAGGAGCAAGCCCGACUUUUAGGGGAAGCUGAGGUCGAGCUGUCGCUUAGGCAGAGGAAGAUAUUUCUCUCUGGGCACACUUGAAAAUAUAUAUGCUGAACAAAACUCCGCAUUGGUGACAAGAAGGGCAUCUGGCCAUUCAAACACUCUGCUAGCUCCAUUCACUUGCACGAAGGAUUAGGAGGUCGUUCAAUGAAGAUGAUGAUGAUCUGGCCUCACUUCAAACCACAGUGGUGUUCUCUUGGCAGGCAGCUCUCCUGGAAGGGGCAUCUUGUCACAGCCCUCCCUGAUGCUGGGGUUGAGGGCUGGGCGAUGUUCUUCCAGAGGUGGAGAGGCCCUCCGGCCACUAGAGGGAGGCCAAGUUGAAAUCCUCUUGAGCUUGUUACCCCAAAUGAUGAAACUCUUCUUGAAUGAGUCAAAUAUCCCCUGGUGAAGAUAACGAGAGGAUCCACCUUCCUUUUUGGUCCCUCUCUUCAGUUGGUGAAGCCACCAGCAGCUGGAAUGAGCCAACCUGCCAUGGCCAACUCGCCAUAGGACAACUCGCUUGGGGACAAUUCAAUUUAUUGAAGAUAGCUUUCAGAAAUCAUUUUAAUUUUUGCCAUUCAUAUUUCAUUUUGUCCUUCCUUCGGCAUCCUUUCUUUUAAUGAUCCUAUUCCACUAUUUCAGGGCUCUCAAACUCAAGGCCCAGGGGCCAGAUCCGACCCACGGAUGUGGUUAGAUCUGACCCGUGAGGCUUUCCUGGAAAUAGUGAAGGACUGGCCCCUAGUGCCUGCGCUCCAGCCUAGGUCAGCCGGGUACUGAUCUAAAACUUGGUGCCAACCCAUCUGGGCUGGAAUGCAGUCAGCCUUAAAUCCGUGGGGCCAAACUGACGUCAGUGAGCGGCUGCCACUGUCCCCUGGGGACACAUUGGAGACAAUGGAUCCAGCCCCACAGGCAUCCCCGACACAACAGCAAGCUGGCCACAACCACCCUGUUGGCUGCAAACACCCAGCCAUGAUCACCCCAUCCAUGCCUCCCCCCCCCCCACGGUCAACCACAACCUUGAUGCAGCCCUCAAUGAAAUAGUGUUUGACACCCCUGCAUUAUUUCUUCCAUAUUAGUGUAACUCUUGUCCUGCGUAGACUUGGCCAUGACAAUUUGCCCGUGUUGAAUUGUCAUAGACUCACGAGCAGCUGCUCCUUUGUCAUCAUUUCCAGCCACUGCUGAUCCCUGGUUGUCCUCGCUCUCGCUCCUUGAUACAUUAGACAAGAGAAGGAGGCCUACCUUGGUGCUGCUGGCCAAGCUGAGCCCUCCUCCACCAGCACUUGGUCCUCCUAACAGCACAAUUCCUCCAAUAGACAAAGGGGCCAUGUAUGGCCGACAGUGGGUUCCGGCAGGCACUACUGCAGGUUCGCUCGUGUCCGUGCUUUGCACGCACGUGCUUGAUGCAUGUUGAACGUGCAUGCGCAGUGCAAUUAAAAUUGUUCCACACAUGCACAGAAAUGAAAAACAAGAUGGCGCUGCU
Messenger RNA from Thamnophis elegans (Western terrestrial garter snake), 3657 nucleotides. Its product is annotated as ankyrin repeat domain-containing protein 23-like. Bases 213 to 1526 code for a protein of 437 amino acids. The transcript has 12 exons. The record is from RefSeq and is a predicted model, not a curated record. NCBI's taxonomy places the organism in Eukaryota, Metazoa, Chordata, Lepidosauria, Squamata, Natricidae. Gene Ontology annotation, molecular function: protein binding.